Messenger RNA from Octopus sinensis (East Asian common octopus), 2004 nucleotides. Its product is annotated as katanin p60 ATPase-containing subunit A-like 2. The record is from RefSeq and is a predicted model, not a curated record. The transcript is spliced from 16 exons. Lineage: Eukaryota; Metazoa; Mollusca; Cephalopoda; Octopoda; Octopodidae. The coding region runs from base 244 to 1908 and encodes 554 amino acids. Gene Ontology annotation, molecular function: protein binding; ATP binding; ATP hydrolysis activity.
AAGACGAUGUGAGAAACAGGGGAAGUAACUUGCUGCAAGGGAGACAACUCAUUAGGUUGUCUAUGCCUUAGUAACGUGUAAUCAAUAAAUCGGUAUAAAGUGGACAAUGAAAUCUGUAAGUGACAGACCUCUGCCAUCUCGUUCCUUUAACAUACCUGUUCUUGUUUUCAUCGGUGACACAAUACUUUCACGAUAAUCUUUGAUAUAUAUGCAAUGGUUAUCAUCAUCUAAACUAUGUAAAAAAUGUCGACUGGAUUAAGUUAUCAAGGACUACGGUGUGCACAUCAAGCACGAGAAGCGGAGGAAUUAAAAACAUCCCAAAGACGGAAAAAUCUUCUAAUACUUAUCAUUCACUAUCUUACCGAACAAGGCUAUCGAGAAUCUGCUGAUUGCUUGACAAAAGAGACCAACAUUGAUGUGAACCGCUAUGAGACAUGUGACAAUAUUGAUUUAGAAACUAUCCUGAUGGACUUUGAGAAUUAUUACCACCUCAAAUUUUCCAAGUACCCGAAACUAACUAAAGCAUCUUUAUCAAGCGCUGCUGAACGCCGUGCAGGAGACAAACAUUGCCGAAGUGCCAAGUCAUCAGCGACUCUUGUAAAUGGAUUGCCACAGAUAAGUGGAGGAUCUCGAGGUCACAUUUCACCCCCACUUGCAAAUCCAUGCCAAACCUCAGGAAGACAAAAGUUAUCAGCACAUCAGACAAAAAGAAAUUUUAAAAGUAACCCAACUAUUGGUCAAGUCGCAAAGCAGAGUUCAGAAGAUAAAGGUGACCUCCAGCUCAUUGCUACAAAUGUCGCUUCAAGUCAAAAGCAAGAGCAAAACAAAGAAAGUGGGCAAAUAAAGGACAGACAUCUACAGAUCAUUGAUUUUCGAGCGUUAUUGAAUGGUGCAACAAAGCUAAGUCUUGAUGAUAACUUGGAAGCUUCACCUCAAGACCGUCUGUUGAAGCCACUUGGAGGUUACAUGGGUUAUAACAACGAAUGGAGAGACCUGGCACAACUAAUUAGUCGGGAGAUUUAUGUCCACAAUCCAAAUCUAGGCUGGAAUGAUAUUAUUGGUUUAGAUGAAGCCAAGAGGUUAGUGAAGGAAGCUGUGGUGUAUCCAAUUAAGUAUCCAUCACUAUUUAAAGGAAUCUUGUCUCCUUGGAAAGGGUUACUACUGUAUGGACCUCCAGGAACUGGCAAAACAUUGUUGGCCAAAGCUGUUGCUACAGAGUGUGACACAACAUUCUUUAAUAUAUCUGCCUCCAGUAUAGUCAGCAAGUGGCGUGGUGAUUCAGAGAAACUUGUCAGGGUUUUAUUUGAACUGGCACGGUUCCAUGCACCCUCAACAAUCUUUCUUGAUGAACUGGACUCGCUCAUGAGCCAGCGUGGAUCAAAUGGUCAAGGAGUAGAGCAUGAAGGAAGUAGAAGGAUGAAGACAGAAUUGUUGGUACAAAUGGAUGGUUUAGCAAAAACUGAUGAACUUGUUUUUCUACUGACAGCAUCAAACCUUCCCUGGGAGUUGGACAAUGCCAUGUUACGGCGUCUAGAGAAACGUAUCCUUGUUGGUUUACCAAAGAAGGACGCACGUCAGGCCAUGUUUAACCUGUUUCUCCCAAAAAUUGUUACUUCAGAUGAAGGAGGACCUAAACUUUGCACUGAUCUGGACUACGAUUUAUUGGCAGAGAAAACUGAAGGCUAUUCUGGAUCUGAUAUCAAGCUUGUCUGUAAAGAAGCUGCCAUGAGACCAAUGAGGAAAAUAUUUGACAUCCUAGAGAAUGAGAAAGCAGAUAAGGAAUUGAAUAUACAGCUAGACACACUGACAACCUAUGAUGUCGAGAUGGCACUAGAACGAACCAAACCUUCUGCUAGGGGACUGGUGGAGCAGUAUGCUGCCUGGCAAAAGGAGUUUGAAUCUGUAUAAAAUCUAAUUUAUUAGAUUUUAAUCUAUUAUUUAUAUAUUUAUUUGUUUCUAUUUUAUACACUUUUCUUUUCUAUCAAUAAAAUGUUUAAAAAGCUG